This is a messenger RNA of Peronospora farinosa, 1605 nucleotides long. The record is from the annotation of a GenBank genome assembly. NCBI's taxonomy places the organism in Eukaryota, Oomycota, Peronosporomycetes, Peronosporales, Peronosporaceae.
AUGAAGACGUGCAAGUUCUUCCGUCAGGGCACAUGCCGUAACGGCAACAAAUGCCGUUUCUCACACGAGACUUUUGGCAAUAACGAUGGCAAUUGUAAUCGUAACACUGGCGGCGGUUUUGGAUCACAGUCACAGUCUCCGUUUGGCAAGAAUGAGAACACUUUGUCGACUACGCAAGGCGUCACGAUGACUGAAUCUGGACGGACGCUGACAAUUGAGGAACUUCAGCACCCGCCGAUCUGGCCACUUUCUGGCUUUGCAGUUUUUAAAGGUCUGCCAAGUAUUGUGACAGGUGAUGUCAGCUGUGAAGAAGCUCGUUGGGAAGCAUACCAAGAGCUGAAAGCUUCUGGGAAUUGUAUACAGUCUAUGCAGAAGUUUCAGGCACUGGCAGCGGAGAAGCAGACGCAGCGACAACGUGUCAUAUGGCUGCUUGAGAACCGCCAGUCGGCACAAAAGCUGUUCAAUGGAGAGACACUGUCGGAAGUAGAAGGUAUGGGCGUAAAGAGUGCAACAUCUAACCCGUUUGGAGGUGGGACAGCUACUAGUCCCUUUGGAGGGACAUCGUCGUCGUUUGGUGGAACAACAACAGUGGCAAAUCCGUUUGGCUGUGGUGCUGCUGCUCCUGCUCCUGCAUCUUCUCCGUUUGGGAACUCUGCUUCACCAGCAGCUAGUUUCUUUGGUGGAAGUAAUAGCACAGCGUUUGGAGGAACUGUUGCUAGCCCGUUUGGAGGUGGUAGCUGUACAACGACUUUUCGUUCUCCGUCAGUAGUGGGAGCAGGAAGUGGCGCAGGAUUUGGUGGGAGUGCGGUGGCCAAUCCAUUCAAAGGUGCUGCUGCUACAUCUGCGCCGUCUCCAUUCGGUAAUCCAGCGACACCUACUUUUGGAGGAGCAGCAACACCGUCAUCGUCUCCGUUUGGUGGAGUGGUCUCGGCCACAGCCUCACCAUUUGGAAUUGGAUCUUCAGUGCCUACUUCGGCUUUUAGUGGAAGCGGCACUGGCUCAGGAUUUACCGGGGUCGGUGGGGAUGCAGCAAAACCAGCAGCUUCGCCAUUUGUCGGCGGGACAGUAACGCCAGCGUCCUCACCGUUUGGUGGUAAUGCAACAGCACCGACUUCCUCACCAUUUGGGGCACCUUCGGUCACUACGCCUUUUGGUGGCAUCUCGGGAGCAACAUCUCGUCCCAACGCUUUCGGCGAUGCCGCGUCUUCCAUCAAUGCUACGGCCAAACCGUUUGGCGAGUCUUCAUCAGGAACUGGUUUAUCAUCCAACAGCACUACAGAGGCCACUAAUCCGUUCGGUGCGUCCGCAUCAUCCAGCACAACCACCCCAUCCGCAUUUUCGGCGCCAUCAAGUAGUCUCUUCGGUGCUUCAACAAGCGCCAUCAGUGCAACGGGACGGUUUGGAAACUCGACAACGAGUAAUUCAUCUUUGUUUGGCGGAUCAUCAGUAUUGACCACGGCUACUCCGCCGCCUCCAUCGACCCCAGCAAUCAGUGGUCCUCCCCCUGAGGCUCGCGACGACGCAUGGAAUGCAGAGCAAUUUCAGCAAGCGGAGUUCUCGUUGGGUAUGGUGCCCACUGUACCGCCUCCACCACAGUUCUGCUGA